AUCGGGUGGUGGAGGAAAGGAGAGCGGGGAGGCAGCACAGCAGCGGGCACAGGUGAGGGACCCUCCGGCUGACCUGGUGAGACCCCCAGGCCUGGGGCUGCUCCACAUCCCACCACACUCCUUUAGGGAUUGAUGCCUGGAUUCAUCCCGGUACCUGGGUGCUUCCUGGUGAGAACCAGCUUGGAACGGAGAGAAGACCCCAGAUUUUGGGGGGACGGCAAAAUGGAGUCCUUCUCCUUCAAUGGGGAUCUCUCCAACUUCUUCUUCCUCUAUAACUACACCUAUGACUACAGCACGGCCAUGCCUGACACCGCUAUCUCCUCUGCCCCGUGCCGGCCUGACAGCUCCGUCCUCAACAAGUACCUGGUGGUGGUGAUCUACUGCCUGGUCUUCAUCCUCAGUGUGGUGGGGAAUGGGCUGGUGGUGCUGGUGGUGACCUCCAGCCACACCAACCGCUCCGUCACCGACGUCUACCUGCUCAACUUGGCCGUGGCAGACCUGCUCUUUGCCCUCAGCCUGCCACUCUGGGCUGCCUACCGAGCCCACGAGUGGGUCUUUGGCACUGUGCUGUGCAAAGCCGUCUCCGUGCUGCAGGAGGCCAACUUCUACAGCGGCAUCCUGCUGCUGGCCUGCAUCAGCGUGGACCGCUACCUGGCCAUCGUCUAUGCCACCCGGGCUGCCACUGAGAAGAGGCACUGGGUGAAGUUUGUCUGCAUGGGCAUAUGGGUCUUUUCCGUGCUGCUCUCCCUGCCCAUGCUGCUCUUCCGUGAGGCCUUCGUCUCGCCCAGCAACGGCACCGUGUGCUACGAGCGCAUCGGUGGCGAGGACACGGCCAAGUGGCGCGUGGUGCUGCGGGUCCUGCCGCAGACCUUCGGCUUCGCGCUGCCCCUCCUCGUCAUGCUCUUCUGCUAUGGCGUCACCAUCCACACCCUCCUGCAGACCAAGAACGCCCAGAAGCAGCGGGCCAUGAAGGUCAUCUUUGCCGUGGUGCUGGUCUUCCUCAUCUGCUGGCUGCCCUACAACAUCACGUUGGUGAGUGACACCCUCAUGAGGACACGGGCCAUCGCUGAGACCUGCGAGAGGAGGAACCGCAUCGACAUGGCCCUCUCCGUCACGCAGGUCCUGGGCUUUGCCCACAGCUGCAUCAACCCCAUCAUCUAUGCCUUCAUCGGGCAGAAGUUUCGCAACAGCUUCCUCAAGAUCCUGGCGCAGCGCGGGCUCAUCAGCAAGGAUGCCGUGGCCCGCUACGGCCGUGCCUCCUAUGCAUCCACCUCUGGCAACACCUCCACCACCCUCUGAGCCCUGCUGGCACCCAACCCUUGUGGCUCCCAGCAGGCCCCAGUACCCCACACACCCCAGCAUCCUCACCCAGAGCCCUUGGAUGCAGGCAGCGAUGCCACAGGGAUGGGCAGGGCCACUGUUGGGUGCCGGACUCUGUCUGGAAGGGGGCUUGGGAAGCUGGGGAGUAGGACCUCAUUGCCAGGAGAGUAAUGCCAAGAACCACUCACUCUCCCUGAAUUUGAGGCAGAAUCUGUGGCUUCAGGGACUCUGCAAGCCUACUGUGGGGAUGGUGUUCAUGGCUGAUGGCCAUCCAGCAAUAAAGGAGUU
This is a messenger RNA of Colius striatus (speckled mousebird), 1608 nucleotides long. Its product is annotated as C-X-C chemokine receptor type 2-like. Gene Ontology annotation, molecular function: C-X-C chemokine receptor activity. The coding region runs from base 133 to 1299 and encodes 388 amino acids. NCBI's taxonomy places the organism in Eukaryota, Metazoa, Chordata, Aves, Coliiformes, Coliidae. Gene Ontology annotation, cellular component: membrane. The record is from RefSeq and is a predicted model, not a curated record. Gene Ontology annotation, biological process: immune response; neutrophil chemotaxis; G protein-coupled receptor signaling pathway. The transcript is spliced from 2 exons.